This is a messenger RNA of Saccoglossus kowalevskii, 1729 nucleotides long. Its product is annotated as U6 snRNA-associated Sm-like protein LSm3. Gene Ontology annotation, biological process: mRNA splicing, via spliceosome. NCBI's taxonomy places the organism in Eukaryota, Metazoa, Hemichordata, Enteropneusta, Harrimaniidae. The record is from RefSeq and is a predicted model, not a curated record. Gene Ontology annotation, molecular function: RNA binding.
CCGAAUUCAAAGUAGGUCAAAAUGGCGGACGACCAGGAUCAGGUACCUUCAAACACAGUUGAAGAACCAUUAGAUUUAAUACGACUGAGUUUAGAUGAAAGAAUAUAUGUGAAAAUGAGAAAUGAUAGGGAGCUUAGAGGAAGGCUACAUGCAUACGACCAACAUCUAAAUAUGAUUCUUGGUGAUGUAGAAGAAACAGUUACUACAGUAGAAAUAGAUGAAGAAACAUAUGAAGAAAUUUAUAAGUCAACCAAACGGAAUAUCCCUAUGUUAUUUGUUAGAGGUGAUGGUGUUAUAUUGGUCUCGCCGCCACUCAGAGGAACGACCAUGUAAUAACUAUUCGUAUAUCGGCUUUUAAUUUAUCUUUCAUUUUCCAAACAAAGAUUUGUUUUUAUACUGUUAUGAAGUUAAAUUAUGAAGGAUAAUCAGUUCUUAGUUCAUCUGAUAGUAACAUAAUCCUGGACCAAAUGUAUGGCGAGUAUCAUGUUGAUCACCAGUGAUGUACGUUUGCCAUUUGGACUAAUGUUUUUUUUAUUAGGCAAGAUAACUAUUGCUUUCAACUGCAAUUCAUAAAUACUCAAACAGGGUAGUAUAAGAAGUAAAACCUUCAUACUCUGUAGGUUUGAAUAUAUGAGUAUUUCUUGCACUGUUUCUGUUGCGCAAGAUUUGUCAUCAAUAUACUGGUAUGCGAAGUCUUAUUUUAAGAUGUAUUAUUAUUCUAUGGUAUAAUUUUUAUGUAUAGCCAACUAGAGAACCACUGCAGUCUUCAUUUCUGAGAAAUAUGCAGUGCAAGAAAAAUGAAUCAUUAUCUUCAAUGGGUCUUGUGCAUGAUCCGUUACACAUCCAGGUAUUUUGGGGGUAUUUCUUGUGCAUGAUCCGUCACACAUCCAGGUAUUUUGGAGGUAUUUCUUGUGCAUGAUCCGUCACACAUCCAGGUAUUUUGGGGGUAUUUCUUGUGCAUGAUCCAUCACACAUCCAGGUAUUUUGGGGGUAUUUGGUAUUUUGGGGGUAUUUCUUGUGCAUGAUCCGUCACACAUCCAGGUAUUUUGGGGGUAUUUCUUGUGCAUGAUCCGUUACACAUCCAGGUAUUUUGGGGGUAUUGUUACUUACAAAUAUUGUAUAUCAAUUUUUGUCAUGUUUUUUAAACUGUUUGAAUGUCAGUAACAGCUUGCAUUUUUUGGGGAACAAAAUUUAGAAAUUCUCAUUUAUUGAAUUUGCACCCCCUCUCCCAGUAAGUACCAGGAUGUGUGACCUUGUGAGAGUCAUGCAUAAGGAUAAUUCAUUUUGUACAUGAACUUCACAACAGUGCUGUAAACCUAUAAGUUGUCCAAGUUUGAGAUUUUACCGCAUUGACUGCUGUAAGCCUCCACAGUAGUCAUGGAUAGCCUAUAUUUAUCCUAUAAAAAGCCUCUAGCAUGAAAUAUCUUUACACAGUACUCAGUAUUUUAUUUCCAGUGAAUUUGGUGCUUAUAUUUUCUGAUAUUCUAACUUUGUAAACUAGCUUUCAUCUGCAGAUUUGGAAACUUGAUGUACCGGUGAUUAUUUAAAGUAACUUUUUCUUAUAACUGUACAUGUGGUGACUCAUGAAAACAUGAAUGGUUGCUUAGCAACUAGGCUUCAAGAGUUGAUAAAAUAGCAUAUUUUCCAUCAAAAUAUUGACAAUACUAGAUUAUGUGUUGGCUUGGUCACAUUUCAAGGUUUUUUCUGAUGAUAAAAUAUUAAAUAUGAA